Messenger RNA from Ochotona princeps (American pika), 939 nucleotides. Its product is annotated as olfactory receptor 52E1-like. Bases 1 to 939 code for a protein of 312 amino acids. The record is from RefSeq and is a predicted model, not a curated record. The transcript has a single exon. Gene Ontology annotation, molecular function: olfactory receptor activity; G protein-coupled receptor activity. Gene Ontology annotation, cellular component: membrane. Lineage: Eukaryota; Metazoa; Chordata; Mammalia; Lagomorpha; Ochotonidae. Gene Ontology annotation, biological process: G protein-coupled receptor signaling pathway.
AUGGGCCCUCCAAACAACACACAGCUUCAUCCCCCCUUCUUUCUCCUUUUGGGAAUUCCGGGACUCCAAGAUGUACAUGUGUGGAUUGGUUUUCCAUUUUGUGUUGUGUAUUUGACUGCACUCCUAGGAAAUAUCACAAUUCUCACUGUCAUUCAGACUGAUCACAGUCUCCAUCAGCCCAUGUUCUACUUCCUGGCCAUUCUGUCAUCUAUUGACCUGUGCCUGUCCACAUCCACCAUCCCCAAGAUGCUCGGCAUCUUCUGGUUCAACCUGCCAGAAAUCACUUUCGAAGCAUGCCUCAUCCAGAUGUUCUUCAUCCACCUGUGCACUGGUCUGGAGUCAGCUGUGCUGGUAGCCAUGGCCUAUGAUCGUUACGUGGCCAUCUGUAACCCUCUUCAAUAUACCUUAGUGCUGACGGACAAAGUAGUAUCCAUUAUUGCAUUGAUCACUCUCCUGAGACCUUUAGUCUUGGCAAUCCCCUUUGUUCCUCUUAUCCUAAGACUUCCCUUUUGCGGACACCAAGUCAUCCCCCAUACCUACUGUGAACACAUGGGCAUUGCCCGCCUGGCCUGUGCCAGCAUCAAAGUCAACAUCAUUUAUGGUUUAUGUGCUAUUUCCAACCUGGAGUUUGACAUCAUAGCCAUUAUCCUAUCUUAUGUCCAGAUCCUGCGUGCCGUGUUCCGUCUUCCUUCCAGGGAUGCCCGAAUGAAGGCGCUCAGCACCUGUGGCUCCCAUGUCUCUGUCAUGUUGGCCUUCUAUACGCCAGCAUUUUUCUCCUUCAUGACCCACCGCUUUGGCAGGAAUGUUCCUAAGUACAUCCACAUUCUUCUUGCUAACUUCUAUGUUGUCAUCCCACCUGCCCUCAACCCUGUGAUUUAUGGGGUCAGAACAAAGCAGAUCAGAGAGCGGGUAAUGAGAACAUUCAGCCAUAAAUUGUGA